Molecule: messenger RNA, 603 nt
Organism: Batrachochytrium dendrobatidis JAM81
Lineage: Eukaryota; Fungi; Chytridiomycota; Chytridiomycetes; Rhizophydiales
Product: ubiquitin-specific protease OTU1
Exons: 6
Biological process (GO): protein deubiquitination; endoplasmic reticulum unfolded protein response
Cellular component (GO): cytosol; nucleus
Molecular function (GO): cysteine-type deubiquitinase activity
Source: RefSeq, a predicted model, not a curated record
GGCAUAUUGGUAGUCCGUGAAAUGAAGGAUGACAAUAGCUGCUUGUUUCGAUCGAUCGGUUAUCUGCUGGAGAACAAUCCAGAAAUAUCUUCUAAAUUAAGAAACGUCGUUUCAAGCAAAAUUCUGGCAGACCCAAUACACUACAAUGCUGCUAUACUAGGAAAAGAUCCCUCUGUAUACGCCAGCUGGAUACUCAAGCCAAAUUCUUGGGGAGGUGGUAUUGAACUCGCUAUUUUGUCUGAGCAUUACAAAGUGGAUUGCUCAUUUUGGUGUUUCUUGUUGCUUUGUUUACUAUUAGGUGAAAAUCAAUAUGAAUCAAGGAUAUUUGUCAUGUACACAGGAAUUCACUAUGAUGCCAUCUCUUGGACACCAGCAGAAAAUGCUCCUCACGACUUUGAACAAAGGCUAUUUAAAAAUCAAGAAGCAGACGAUAUCGCACGCGGAGCAAUAAAGUUGGCUGAGAUUUGGAAAACGCAACGAAAAUUUACCAAUAUGGUCGAUUUCACUCUCAAGUGCGGCAUUUGCUUACUGCCUUUGGUUGGCGAGAAAGAUGCACGAGCACAUGCCAGUUCCACUGGCCAUACUUCAUUUUCGGAAUACUAA